Molecule: messenger RNA, 270 nt
Organism: Mesocestoides corti
Lineage: Eukaryota; Metazoa; Platyhelminthes; Cestoda; Cyclophyllidea; Mesocestoididae
Source: the annotation of a GenBank genome assembly
AUGCGCUGUCCGGGGAUUCUCGAUCCUCGCAAUAUUCUUGAUGAUAAUCAACUCCAGCAGCAGCAACGACUGCCUCAGGCACUGAACCGUCGGUCGAUGUCUUCGUUGAGCUAUUCUACUAGUCAGACUCCAGUGGACUUCAGGGCCGAUCGUGCUUCACAGGACAAGUAUUUGGAAGCGGACAUCGAGAGAAUGCUCCUCGUUGAUGGAAUCUUUUGCGUCAGAAUCGUCUGCUGUGAAGGAUUAAUCAUCUGGGCUUCUGGGAGAUGA